This is a messenger RNA of Aspergillus uvarum CBS 121591, 1455 nucleotides long. Its product is annotated as acyltransferase family protein. Gene Ontology annotation, cellular component: membrane. The record is from RefSeq and is a predicted model, not a curated record. Gene Ontology annotation, molecular function: acyltransferase activity, transferring groups other than amino-acyl groups. Bases 1 to 1455 code for a protein of 484 amino acids. NCBI's taxonomy places the organism in Eukaryota, Fungi, Ascomycota, Eurotiomycetes, Eurotiales, Aspergillaceae. The transcript has 2 exons. Gene Ontology annotation, biological process: polysaccharide biosynthetic process.
AUGAAGAGCAAACGUUUGGAUGACUUUCGGAGGCUUCCCAAGUGCCUUACUCUCGUCUUGACGGCGCUACUGCCAUACUUCAUCACCAGUUUAUGGCGGCACAGAACUGAACCGCCAUCUCUGCGCCGCACCUCCCCUCUUGAUGGGCUCCGCGGAGUAGCUGCGCUCUGCGUGGUCAACUACCAUAUCAUCUCGGCCUUUCACAACUUUGUCAAUUACGGCUACGGGCUUACCCCCGAGGAGGCUCAUCGUGAACCUCAUUGCGCCCACAACAACGAGCCCAUUGAGCACAAUCUGCGCCUCCACCAGCUGCCAAUCAUUCGGCUUGUCUAUUCCGGGUCUGCCCCGGUCUGUAUCUUCUUUGUGCUGUCGGGUUUCGUGCUCUCCUACCGAUCCUGGCAGCUGGUGCGAGCCAGCAAACUGGAGGCUGUCUUCCCUAGUCUGAGCUCCUCGACCUUCCGCCGCGGGUUCCGCCUUUUCCUGCCCACAACCCUAGCUACGCUGAUCACUAUGAUUUUGAUCCAGACUGGGGCCUGGGAUUAUCCCGCCCAGGUUGCAGUGGAUCAAACCAUCAUUACUGCCGAAAACGAGUACCACCAAGCCCGGUUGCCCACCUUUGGGGCGCAGACCGCCCACUGGGCAUCCAUGAUGUGGAACAUGACCAACAUCUUUGCCUGGGAGGAGACCUAUCCCGAGUACGACGUGCAUCUGUGGACCAUCCCGAUGGAAUUCCGGGCCUCGCUCCUGCUGUUCCUCAUUCUCCUGGUGUUGGUGCGGCUCCGCUACCGGUACCGCGUGGCCAUUCUGAUCGGUCUGAUUGCCUACUGCUACGGGCAUGUUCGGUGGGUGAUGGUCCUGUUUCUGGCUGGGAGCUUGCUGGCCGAAACCUCCCUUCGCUGGGACGCUGCCCGAGCCCCCGAAGCCAUCACUCCCGCCCACACGGGACUGUGCAUCCUCUUUCUCCGGGUGGUGCUCGUCUUCAUCUCCCUGUAUUUCCUCUCCGCCCCGGACAAAUGCAUUCACCGCACCCCAGGCUACAUGACGCUGGCCAAGAUCUUGCCCUCGUGGGACGUGCGCUUCUACCGCGUCUUCCCCUCGUUGGGGGCCAUUAUCCUCGUCGGUGUAAUCUCGCACAGCGCCAAGGAGAGUCGCUUUUCUCGAGUUCUAGACGUCCGGCUCGUGCAGUAUUUGGGGUGGAUCAGUUACUCGAUCUAUAUCGUGCAUGGGCCAUUGAUGCAUGGCUUGGGCUAUCGGCUAUUCCCCCUGAUGUGGCAGAUCACGGGGCACGAGGCAACGGGCCCGUAUCUAAUGGGAUUCCUUCUGGCGUGGUCGGUGUUGCUGUUCGUGGUGUUCUGGGUGGCCGAUCGAUUUGCAGUGGCGGUGGAUGAUAACUGUGUGCGAAUUGGGAAGUGGUUGGAGAAGAAACUGGUGGAGUCGGAAUCGGUGGUAUUGUAG